AUGAGAUCACUCCCAGAUAGCAUCAAGAAAGAAUUUGAAGAGAAUGGACACUGGGCCAUUUCWAAGACUACCAACAACUUUUCUACMAUGCCACUAGAUCAAGCGCAUGAACAAGAAAAUAAAAUUGUCAAGAGUUCUGGUGKAGCAGUGGGUCUCACUGAAAAUCCUGUUGCUUUCAGGCGCUGGAUGCUUUCAGGACCAGAGCUAUCAAGGCUUGUGAAACAAUUCGAAGUGAAUUAUACCACUGAAUCUGAGAAUCCCGAUGUAUUUCUGCAUCACGAAACAGGCUCCUCUGCACAGAAAACCUUCGUACAACACGUUGUAUCUUUGACUGAAGUUUUCAAGAAAAUGGGCAAUCCAUUUCUGGAUAACUUUCCAGAAUUAGUCGUAGCUGAUAGUCGUGAUUGUGCUGAUCCAUCCGUAGCUGAAUCGAUACGAAACCUCGACGAAACAGGAAAGAAACAGUAUGAUCUAUUUGUGCAAAAUGUCCUUGUCAAAGGCACAACGCCCAUCCAUGACAAGAUUAAGAAGAACAAGCUCUCCUUGUUUAAGCAACCACGCAACUCACAAUCAAAGCAAUGCAAACAAAUAGCUUCUCUUAAAGAUGAUGUUUCCCUGUUUUCACAGCUGUAUAUAUCUCUGCAGACUCGGGAUGGAGAUAUAAGAGAAUUUUUCUCACAUGAGGCCCAUAAGUACMCUCCAUCAAUAUCAGAAUAUGGGAAACUUCGCCUGCCGAAUUCCAAAUCRGACUUACUUAAAUGCUUGCUACAAGAAGAAAAUGCCAAAGUGCCUAGCCACUUUGACUGCAAGAUUCUAGAUGGUGCAGUGAUAGUACACAGCUUGCCAGUAAUUGAUGCUUCAAAUUUUGAUGAAUAUGCAGAGAGCGUAUUUAUACCUUAUAUCUUACGUCAGCUAGAUGAAACCAAGAGAGUUGACAUAGUUUGGGAUGAUUACCGACCUGGMAGUUUAAAGCAGUCUACUCGAGAGAAGAGAGGAAAAGKGCUUAGAAGAAAAGUGGAAKGCCAGACAAAACUACCUCCAAAGUGGCUUGAGUUCCUCCGCGACCCCCUAAAUAAGUCAGAGCUAUUUGCAUUUCUUACUUCCMAAGUUGAAAGAUAUACAUGGCCCGUUGAAUCCAUUGUAACAAUCACAUCAGGAUCAUCAGUUGUGUCUCAUGGCUCCAGCAGUCCAAUGACCGAAUGYAAUCACGAGGAAGCAGACUCCAGAAUUGUGGUCCACCUAUUGCAUGCUCUCAGUUCAGACAAUGCCAAGACAGUUGAGGUGAGAACUGUGGAUACUGACGUCAUUGUCAUCCUGGUGGGAAYGUUUCACAAUAUCUAUGCACGUUAUCCUGGAUUAGAUCUCUGGGUAGCAUUUGGAAUGGGGCGUAAUUUCUCCUUCAAGCACAUUAAUGGUAUUUCUAGCUUUCUCGGGAAAUCUAAAGCACAAUCACUUCCAGUAUUCCAUGCGCUGACUGGCUGCGAUACUACCUCCACUUUCUAUGGAAAGAGCAAGGUAUCGGCUUGGAAUGCUUGGAAUAACUUCCCGGAAUUGACACCUGCGUUGGAGUCUUUGUCAAAAGAACCAUUUCAGAAGCUUASCCUCAACAGUGAUAUCUUCUCAACGAUCGAAAGAUUUGUAAUCGUGAUGUAUGACAAAGCUUGUCCUCAUCGAUGUGUAAAUGAUGCUAGGAUGGCCCUUUUUUGUUCUUCAGUAAAGGCAAUAGAAAGACUUCCUCCGACACAGGAUGCUUUACUCCAGCAUGUCCUUAGAGCAGUAUAUCAAGCCGGAAUAUGGACUGUCAGUGAUCAACCAAUGGUUGUUCUUCCCUCUCCUGAGGAUUUCG
Molecule: messenger RNA, 1846 nt
Organism: Exaiptasia diaphana
Lineage: Eukaryota; Metazoa; Cnidaria; Anthozoa; Actiniaria; Aiptasiidae
Exons: 4
Source: RefSeq, a predicted model, not a curated record